AUGCCGGAAGUCGACGACCGAACAGCGGAUACUCGGGCCGUUUUCAUUGUAUUCAUCCCGCUGGUGUGUCUUUCUAUCGCAUUGCGCUGCUAUGUGCGCGGAUGGGUCGUUAAAGCAUUCGGCUGGGAUGAUGGACUGAUGAUCCUAGCAUUUGCAGUGUAUAUUACGGGUUGCGCUUUGACUAUUACAGGGACGCAUUAUGGCUCUGGCCAUGGAAUCAACGACCUGACGAAAGUUCAAGGCGCGACUGCGCGGAUGUACGCGUGGUUUACCCAGGUUUUCUAUGUAGCUUCAACAGGCGUCUGCAAAGUCUCAGUCUGCUUUUUCCUGAUUCGAAUCACCGUUAGACCACUCCAUCUUCGACUUCUCUAUGCAAUGCUCGCUUUCAUUUUAAUACACUCAACUUUAUAUUUAAUUUCCUGCUUUGUCAUGUGCCAACCGCUUGAGUACCUUUGGACCAGGUUGCUGCCCGGCGCGACAGGCACCUGCGUGGGUUCAAGGGCCUAUAUGGCUACUUUGUACACGGCUGCUGCCGUCUUAUGUCUCAUUGACAUUGUCUUGGGCAUUGUUAUUCCAUUUUUGAUUGUCCACAGGCUCCAGAUGCCAAAAGCAACCAAACUUUCGGUGUUGGGUAUCAUGGGUUUGGGAUGUCUUGCAACUGUUGCUCUUUUUCUGCGAUUUCCAUACCUGGCUAUGUUCGACUCCCGCGAACCUCUAAAUAGCAUGGUCGAUGUGACAAAUUGGUCCUAUGUCGAAGUCAGUUUAAACAUAUUUGCCGGGAGCCUCGCAACCCUUGGCCCGCUCCUCCGUGCCUGGUUCCGGAGACACCACAGAGGCGGACAUGCACCCACCACCGACACGACACCCAAUCCCAGACAGAGACAACUAGGAGGUCGACCUCGUGGUGUCCUAGAUCUUUCUUUCCCACUAUCAACGCUCGAUGAGUCUGUCGAAAGCAGCCUUCGGCCUGAUAAACUUUGCGUAACGGUGACGCAGGUUCGGAGUCAACGCCGUUCGGGGCCGCACGAUGCGAAUAUCAGCCAGGAGGAACUAACGGUUCGAAGAGCGAGCACGUCGGCUGGUAGUGGCGGGGAGCUUGAAAUUUAUAGGACGACUGAGAUGAUGCAGACUUCGGAUGUAGAGUCUGACAUUGCGAGGGAACGGGUUUAG
Messenger RNA from Aspergillus versicolor CBS 583.65, 1170 nucleotides. Its product is annotated as putative integral membrane protein. Bases 1 to 1170 code for a protein of 389 amino acids. The transcript has 5 exons. Lineage: Eukaryota; Fungi; Ascomycota; Eurotiomycetes; Eurotiales; Aspergillaceae. The record is from RefSeq and is a predicted model, not a curated record.